AUGUCUCAAUCACUUCAUUUACCAUCACCUUCCAAUCCAACAUCACCUUUACCUAAACCACCUAGAUUAUUACCUCGAUCACCUUCUGAGCCAUUGGGUUUAUCUGGCCAUUCCAACCUUCACGCAUCUGGUGGUGCCAGUGGUGCCGGUGGUAGAGGAGGGGGUAAUGCCUCUAAUCGUAAUCAACCUAUAUACGUGUUGACUGCCGAUGGAUCAAGUUUAUUCUUGUUAGAUCCAAGUAAACCGAGAGGUGGUGAAGAACCUCCUCCAUACGCUUCGUUCCCGAUUUCGCCCAACGCAAACACGAUCGCAAACGCCAAUCCAAAUAUAGAAGAUGUCACCACUCACUCAAUCGCACAUGGACAUGAAAAUGAUAGGGGCAGAACGCAAUCUCACCAUGAUAAUACAAAUAAUAGUAAUAAUGAAAAUGGUCAUUCUCGGAAUAGAGCAAGGACUCUUUCUGCUUUAAAUACAAACACGAACACGAAUACAAGUAUAAAUACAAAUAUUGAUAAUAGACCAAGAUACUCUUCAAGUCAAUCAUAUAACAAUCAUCAUAAUAACAGACGCACAAGAUCAAUUAUAUCGAAUCGUACCACACCUGAAUUCCACACAAACCAUAUGAUGCCCGAUGAGAAUACACCGUUAUUACCUACGAUGUCACCUUCGUCGCUUAUCAUGGCAUCCGGAUCAGGAAAUGCUGUGAUGCAAGAGAAGAAAAGAGGUUUGUGGAGAUCGGUUUGGUGUGGUGAUCUAGAUAUUGAAGAGGAAGAUCAGUAUUAUCCUGGAGGCGGAGGAUGGAAAAUAGGGUUUAAAAGGUUUUGGAGACCUUUACGUAGAAGUGUAUAUUGGAGAUCUGUUUCUCAUUUGAUUUUUCUCAAUUUCCCUUUUGCUCUCUUCGUCUGGCCGUUCUUGGUCGCUGGAACUUUGGCAGGAACAGCACUUCUCAUCACUCUACCCCUAGGAGCUGCCGUUUGGUGGUUGACACUGUUCAUCUCUCGUUCUGCUGCUAGGCUUGAAAGUAUCAUGCAGCUAUCUUAUCAUUCACCGUUAACACCCGCAUCACCACCAUCUUAUCAUCCGAUAUUUUAUAGAUUAGUACCACGUUCACCUCCUCCUUCACCAUUAUCUUCGCCGACAUCCCCAUGGCCCGAAACACCAGGGAACGAAACUCCUCCUCCUCCACAUGAUACAGCAGAGACCGAAACAGGAACAGACCCUGCAACUUUAGCUUUAGCUUCAUCUGGGAUAUUAGGUCCAUCAGGUGAAAUCCUGAUCUGGGAAAAAAGGUUUAUGAAAUGUUCUUAUGCCAUGUUUGGUGAUCAUUAUUCUUAUUCUGCUUUAUCUUAUUUCUUGUUAAUAAAACCCAUCAUAACUCUUUUCUCAACUAUUGUGAUUAUUGUCUUGUUGCCCAUAGGUGUAGGAACGAUCAUUGGUCUACCUAUUUAUUUUAGGUUGAUGAGGAGAUGGGGUAAAUGGCAAGCGGAAGUUGCUAUUGAGAACCUGUAA
This is a messenger RNA of Kwoniella shivajii, 1509 nucleotides long. RefSeq lists its product as uncharacterized. Lineage: Eukaryota; Fungi; Basidiomycota; Tremellomycetes; Tremellales; Cryptococcaceae. The transcript has 3 exons. The record is from RefSeq and is a predicted model, not a curated record. Bases 1 to 1509 code for a protein of 502 amino acids.